AUGACUAUCCCAACUCAAUCCUCUCUCUCCCCAAGAGUCUCAAAAUCAGACAUGAAAAUAAGAGAAAGAUCCUCGUCCAUUAUCUCUUAUGUCAAGCCAGACUCCGAAGACGAAAUAGUUGACCAAAACUCCCUCCCAAACUUGAAUGCAAAUUGGGUACAUGGCAAAGGUGCCUGGUGUAUCCAUAUUGUUAUAAUCAUUUUCCUUAAGAUUUUCUACGAUUUCAUUCCUGGAAUAACUAAAGAGCUAAGCUGGACAUUAACCAAUCUAACAUAUGUCGCUGGUUCCUACAUAAUGUUCCACACUUUUAAAGGCACUCCAUUCGAAUUCAAUUCUGGUGCUUACGAUAAACUCACAAUGUGGGAACAAAUUGAUAACGGCGACCAAUACACUCCUGCCAAAAAGUUUCUCUUUUUUGUGCCUUUUGCUUUAUUUUUGAUCAGUACCCAUUAUUCGAAAUACAGCUUGACUUAUUUUACUUUAAAUGGAAUAUUGUGUUUAAUUGGAAUUGUUCCCAAAUUGCCCUUUACCCAUAGAUUAAGGAUCUCCAUCCCGUUCAUCACCCAAUAUUGA
Messenger RNA from Ascoidea rubescens DSM 1968, 573 nucleotides. Its product is annotated as ORMDL family protein. Gene Ontology annotation, cellular component: endoplasmic reticulum membrane. The record is from RefSeq and is a predicted model, not a curated record. Gene Ontology annotation, biological process: ceramide metabolic process; negative regulation of ceramide biosynthetic process; intracellular sphingolipid homeostasis. The coding region runs from base 1 to 573 and encodes 190 amino acids. The transcript has a single exon. Lineage: Eukaryota; Fungi; Ascomycota; Saccharomycetes; Ascoideales; Ascoideaceae.